AUGUCUUCUCUCCGUUCAGCUGCUGCACUGCUUCACCACGCGGGAUCCGCAACUGCCGUCGCUAGUAACGCCGUGGCCACUAGUAGCUCCGCUAUUCGCGCCGGAAAAUCCGCUCACGACUCGUCGAUUUCCUUGCGAUCCAGCUUCCUUCCUCGCCUCGAUUCGACUCUCACCACCACCACUGCCUCCACCUCAUAUUCGUCUCUCCCUUCCCCGUCUCUUAUCGCCGUCCGAUCGGCAUCGGCGAGUGCUGCGGGACCGGCCGCAAUUUCCGGCAGCCAAUCACAGAACGGUGCCGUCCGGGAACGAGUGAUCGCGAUUCCGGAUUUCGAGGCAGAUUUUGCGCCAGAGGUGAACGGGACGUACGGGAAGGGCGGCAGCGCCGAGGACGAUGCGGGCGCCAUACGCGGCGGAUUAAUCGACGGCGGACUCGUGUACAGGGAGCGCUUCGUCAUCCGGUGCUACGAAGUCGGCGUAAAUCGAAAGGCCUCUAUGGAGACUAUCGCGAACCUACUACAGGAGAUAGGGUGCAACCACGCGCAGAGCGUGGGGUUCUCCAACGACGGUUUCGCCACCACGCCAGCGAUGCUCGCGAAUCGCCUCAUCUGGGUUACCACUCGCAUGCACAUCGAGAUGUACAAGUACCCCAAGUGGGGUGACGUGGUGGAGAUUGACACGUGGUUCCAGGACGGCACCAUCAUGUCGCGCCGUGAUUGGAUCAUCCGCUUCGGCCACACGGGGGAGAUCAUUGGCCGAGGCACCAGUUCAUGGGCCAUGAUGAACCGGGACACACGGCGUCUCUCCAAGGUCCCUGCUGACGUGCGCGCCGAGCUCACAGUGCACUGCCCCAACCCCGAGAGGUUCUCCAUUCCAAAGAACAGCGUUGCAAAAAUCAACCAACUGGAAGAGCCAGCAGACCACGUUCGACCAUUCCUCCGGCCGAGGCGCAGCGAUUUGGACAUGAACCAUCAUGUCAACAACGUGACCUACAUCGCAUGGAUGCUCGAGAGCCUGCCCCAGUCCCUCUUGGGAUCUUACGAGCUGGCUGAAAUCACCAUCGAGUAUCGCCGGGAGUGUGGGCAGGACGAUGUGGUCGAAACACUCGCCAAGGAGAUCGUUUCACCUGAGGUUUCACCUGAAUUUUCACCUCGGGAGGGUGUAGCUGAGAAGGUGGUAUCUGGUGCAGGUGCCACUGCUGCUGCUGGUAGCACUCGUGGGAGUGUGAAUGCUAUUGCUGUGCUGGAAGGGGAGAGAGGAAAUGUGAGUCUUGUUGCUGCAGCUGGCGACGCUGAAGGGGUGGUGGAAGGUGCUGCCGAGCCUGCUGCCUUCCCUGCUGCACCAACUGCCUUUCCUGUGGCGCUAACCACCGAGCCUGCGGUGUUGCCCACCAAGCCUCCUGCCAAGCCUGCAGCCUUACCAGAAGUGCCAGUGGCCAAACCUGCAGUAUUCCCCACCAAGCCUGUUGCCGAGCCUGCAAGGUUCCCUGCCGCACCUGCUGCCCUCCCUGCAGUGCCAACCACCGAGCCCGUGGCCGUGCCGACCAAUUCAGCUGCCGAACCAGACGAGUUACCGACCAAACCGACAGCCGAGCCUGCGAGCCUUCCAGCAGAGCCUGCCACCUUCCCUGCAGUACCAGCAGCCGAGCCUGCAACAGUGCUGACCAAGCCUGCUGCCGAAUCUGCCACCUUCCCUGCAGUUCCAACCGCCGAGCCAGUAGCAUUGCCUGCCAAGCCUGCUGCUGAGCUUGCAAGAUUGCCUGCAGAUUCUGCUGCCUUCCCUGCAGUGCCGAUUGCCGAACCUGUGAGGUUGGUUGCCAAGCCGGCUGCCGAGCCUGCGAGGUUCCCUGCGGAUCCUGCCACCUUUCCUGCAGCGCCCACUGUUGAGCCCGCAGCGCUGCCCACCAAGCCUGCUCCCGAACCUGCAAUGCUUCCCACCGAACCUGCUGCCUUCCCUGCAGUGCCUACCGCUGACCCAGCAACACUACCCACCAAGCCUGCUGCCGAACCUGCAGCAUUCCCUGCCGAGCCUGCGACCUUCCCUGCAGAGCCGGCCACACUCCCCGCUGCCCUCCCCGCACCAAAAACAGCUCCGGUCACAUCCGAAAUCAACCCAGCUGGAGCCACAUUGAGGUUUGGCGAGCCUCCAACGCUGGCUUGGGCGCCUGCCAAGCCUGUGUUGGCACCCGCACCGGCGGCCAAAUCAGUCGAGGCAGUGAUGGGAGUGGAGGAGAUGGGGCCACUGGUGCAGGGGUUGAGAGGGAGGAUGGCUGGAGGAGAGGAGGGCUGCAGGGCUAUUCCUUGCGCUCUAAUCUUGUAG
Messenger RNA from Closterium sp. Yama58-4, 2316 nucleotides. Lineage: Eukaryota; Viridiplantae; Streptophyta; Zygnematophyceae; Desmidiales; Closteriaceae. The record is from the annotation of a GenBank genome assembly.